Messenger RNA from Misgurnus anguillicaudatus (oriental weatherfish), 3653 nucleotides. The record is from RefSeq and is a predicted model, not a curated record. NCBI's taxonomy places the organism in Eukaryota, Metazoa, Chordata, Actinopteri, Cypriniformes, Cobitidae.
AUGGCCUUUCUACGGAAGUCUGCACUUGUCUUAAUAUUAUUAGUUGUUUUUAGUACACCAUUUAGAGCUUUAACAACAGAGGGACAUGAAGACACUUACACGUUAUCCAAAAAUUCAGCAGCGAAUACUGGAUCCACAACCAACACGUCCAGUGCUGGAAAUGCAUCUACAGGCAUCACAACUUUACCUAUUGUCAUCUGGAAGUGGCACCACGUAGAAACUCCAUACCUGGUUGCUCUCUGGAUAUUGACCUGUUGGCUCUGUAAAUUGGUGACUCAACUGAACCACAACUUCACUAAAAUCAUCCCAGAGAGUGGUCUGCUCAUCAUGCUCGGAUUCGUUUUGGGAGGAAUGGUAUGGGGAGCGGACAAGGCCCAAACUUUCAAACUGGCACCUAUCAACUUCUUCUACUACCUGCUGCCGCAGAUCGUCCUGGAUGCGAGUUACUGCAUGCCAAACAAACAUUUCUUUGGCAACCUGGGUGCCAUUUUGCUCCACGCUGUUAUCGGAACGUGCUGGAAUGCCGGUACAGUGGGAAUCGCGCUGUGGGGCUGCUACGAAGGGGGCGCCAUGGGGACCUUGAACAUCGGCUGCCUUCAGUUUUUGUUGUUUGGUGCUCUGUUGUCGGCUGUUGACCCUGUGGCUGUCAUCGCUGUGUUUGAAGAGGUGCAUGUGAACGAAGUGCUCUACAUCCUCGUGUUUGGAGAGUCGCUGCUGAAUGAUGGAGUCACAGUGGUGCUUUAUAAUGUGUUUGAUGCCUUUGUGUCUCUGGGAGGCCCGAAGAUCGAUGCGGCGGAGAUCAUCAAGGGCAUAAUUUCGUUUGUUGUGGUGGCAUUUGGAGGUUCAUUCAUCGGUGUCAUAUUUGCAAUUCUGACAUCCAUAUUGACAAGGAUUACCCAUAAAGUCCAGGUGAUUGAAGCUGGUUUCAUCAUCGUCAUUGGUUACCUGUCGUACCUGACGGCUGAGAUGAUGUCGCUCUCUGCGAUCCUUUCGAUUACCUUUUGUGGGGUCUGCUGUCAGAAGUACAUCAACGCCAACAUGGAUGAGAAAUCGGUGUCAACGUUACGUUACGCCCUGAAGGUGAUGGCCAACGGCUCGGAGACCAUGAUCUUCGUAUUCCUGGGAGUUUCGGCCAUUGAUGUAAACAUCUGGGUUUGGAACACGGGCUUCAUCCUUCUCACCAUCCUCUUCAUCAUUGUAUUCAGGAUCACGGGUGUUUUCUUCCUGAACUGGAUCUUAAACCAGACUAGAUUAAUUCCUAUCAGCCUCACAGAUCAGUUUGUGAUGGGCUACGGUGGUCUGCGAGGCGCUGUGGCGUACGGAUUGGCUGCCGGUUUGGAUGAGAAAAAGAUCCCAGAGAAGAAUCUGAUGUUGAGUACCACGCUCAUCGUGGUGUAUUUCACUGUCGUUCUUCAGGGAAUCACCAUGAAACCACUGGUUCAAUGGCUGAAUGUUAAAAGGGCAACUCUGUCUGACCUGACACUCAAUGGAAAGACGGCCAACAGGGUAUUUGAGCACACAGUAACAGCAAUGGAAGACAUCUGCGGACGAAUGGGAGACAACUGGUGGACCAGACAUUGGAAUCACUUUGAUAAAAAAUACCUUUGCUGGUUACUAAUGAAGAAAGAUGCCAGAAAGAUCAAUGAUAAAAUUUUAGCCGCCUUCCACACACUCAAUGUGGAGGACGCCAAAAAUUACGUCAUAGAGAAUGAAAGCAAAGGCUCUUUGGGUUUCAUUCGAAAUUAUGACACAGCCAAUGUAGACUUCAAGAAGAAGCUCGAUUUAGACUAUGCGGACUUCAUGCCUGACAUCAUGGCUGACAUGUCGGAUUACGACUUUAACAUUGACAACGUUCCUGUGAACUCUAUGGUAAAGCACCCGGUUCCCUCUGUAUCCCUGGACAUCCACGAACAGGAUAGGAUGAAUAUAAAUGAAGAUCUCAAUGCCCAUCAUGUACUAGAUGAGCAUCUCUACAAGAGCAGGAGAUUUAACCGCCCCACUUAUAGCCGCAAUAACUAUAACUCCAAUGAGAAUCCGGAUGAAUUGCAGGAGAUCUUCCAGAGGACCAUGAGAAACCGACUCGAGUCCUUCAAAGCUGCAAAGAGGAGCGUCAACCCUGCCAAAAAAAUCCCUAAACAUUUAAAGAAGGAUUCACCACUGAAGCCAAAUAAUAAGCCUGCAGACCCAUCCAGAACCCAUCCAUACGGAGACGAAGAUUUUGAGUUUUCUGCAGACAGUGCGUCUAGCAGUGAAUUCGCUGCAAAUUUCUCCAAAAGGACAAACACAUCUGGAGCUGGUAUAGAUAAUCCUGGAUACAUCGAUGAGACAGACAGCUGUCCUCCCAUGAGAACCCCACCGUGGCAAAGACAAACGGGGUCAAGCAUGAAUGUGGCCCCUUCCCAGAGGGCCCAAGGACGACUGCCCUGGACACCCACCAAUCUUAGACGUCUAGCACCAAUGAGAAUGAGUAACCGCUCCACAGACUCAUUCAUGAUGGCUGACACGUAUGAGGAGCCACCUGAUGAAAAAGAGGAACAGCCUGGAACAAAUACCAAAUUAUAAUCUCAUAUAUUUCCAUCAGCCAAUAUUAUAUAUUAUAUUAUGAGCACAGGGAUUGUGGAACGAGUUGGAUUCGAAUCUUUUUCUUUGUGACAAUAUCUUAUAUAUACACACAUACAGCAUUGAAGGGUUAGUUCAGACCAAAAUAAAAAUUAUGAGAUUUUGCUUUCUUUCCUGGAUAGAACACAAAAUGAAUUACCUAGCAAAAUUUCCAAGUUGCUUUCUUUAUACAAUAAAAGUGAAUGGUGACCACGACUGUAAAUGAUUCCCAUUUUCAUGGUAUGGAUAAAGGGUCACCAUUUCCUUUUGUGUUCUAGCGGAGGUCCUAUAAAUUUGUAAAAGUAAAUGUGUGUAGAAUGUGUUUAUCUUCUCUGAAUUGUUUUGUCUGCUCAUAAAAAAAACAUUGAAACAAAGUAGUCAUGAAAGUAUGUAAGAAGUUACUGAAUGUUAAAGAGCAGACAGCUCUUUAUAAAUCCACCAUGUGGUGAAAACUGUAAUGGCACUUUAAGGAAGACACACUGGAAAACUGCAUGAAAAUACCAGUCUGUGUUUCCUCCAACAUUUAGUCCAACAGACAAAGCAGUAGAUUCAGGGAUGCAUUUCAUACUAGAUAUGUUUUUGUCUUUACAAACUGAGUGCCAAUUCAGAACUGAGAUUUCUGCAGUAGUCUAUAUAUUGGGUCUGCAUAAUUUGACCUUGUGCAAUUGGGUCAACUGCAUAUUUAUCCUAUUUAUUAUAUGUAAUAAUUCCUCGGGCACUCCUAUCACUGAUAUGAUGAAGGCUAUUUAUCAUAAUGUACUCUGACUAACCUUUCCUGUAAUCUAACAAUGAUUACUGAUUUGUUUUACUAAAAGUCAUAAUUUAAAAACUUUGUAAUGUACUGUAGGUCAUUUAAAACACUUUAUUUAAACUAUAAAAACUUUCAAGUCUUUGAUUAAUAAUUAUUUAACAGUGUGUAAAUAAAUAAAAUUAUGCAUAAGGAGUAAUAAAAUGUUUAAUGUUGCAAAUAAAACUGUGCCACGACGAUGCAUGCAGUGUGUAAAUUUUGUGUCAGACAAGAUCUAACUACUAAAAAUAAAGGUUCACAAAAGGUU